AAGAAGAAGAAGAAGAGUGAAAAGGUAUAGCGAGCUUGACCAAGAUUGACCAAAUCUCACAUUGCAACUAAAAGAACUUUAAGGGGACGCAUCCAAAAUUCUUGAAACAAAAGGGUAGAAAGUGUAAAUAUAAAGAUAAGGAGCAGGCAGAGUGACUCUGUCUGAACUCCGGGCGCUAAGAAUCCAAGGAUUUGUGACUGAUCUGAUUUCAACAACUGCUCGAAAUCUCAGAUCAGUGCAUGAGUGAGGGGGGUAUGAAAUUCAAAUAAAAGAAUUUAAUAGCAACAAUCUGAAAUUCUUCAAAGCCACUGGGAAGGAAGUGUAAAAUCAUAAACCCCAAACAGAUUACAGGAGAAAAUGAAAUACCAAACCAGCCAGCUAACUUGUAACGGAUUUAACCGCCCAAGAAAAACUUUUAAAGCCUCUUCCUCUUCACCAAGUCUAGUCACAAUGCCUUGAGCUCUCAUCCCAAAAGAAUCUCAAUUUCCUUAGCUCUCUCUCUCUCUCUCUCUCUCUCUCUCUCUCUCUCUGUGUUACUUUUCCCUCAAGAAACAGAAACUCUCUCUCUGUUCAUCACCAUGUUUCAGUUUACCCUUGACCCAUGUGCUUCCUAUCUAAGGCACGCGCUUUCAUGCUUCAUGCUGCUGGGCCCCGACCACUAUGUCGAGCUUUGCAUCACGGAAAACGACGUCACAUUGGUAGGAGCCGUAGGUGACCCUGAGGAAGGACGCACGCCUGAAAUCCCAAACGUCGUCUUAGCCCUGCAGUUGACCCCUUCCAACUUCUACACUUUUAGCUGCACAGAGAACGUCCGCCUUGGCUUGGACUACUAUAUGCUGUUCAGGGAACUCUUUGAUGCCAAGGGUGGUGAUUUUCUCAGUCUCUCUGGUGAUAUCAGCCGCGAUAACAUUGACUUUGAGCUCCUCAGUGUCUCAACUCUGGAAAUGAAGGUUGCUGAAAUUCCAUUGCUUUCAAGGAGGUUUGGUCAGAUAACUUUACCUCAGCUCCAAAAAGAACGUCCAGUGAUCAUUGGGAUAGCUGCGGAGCUGUUUAGGGUUCUUAUCCUCAGUUCGCGAGAACGAUUUGGGAUGACAGUUACUGUAAGCGUAAUGGGUAAGCAAGUUGUACUUCAUGGACAAGAUAAGGCGAUUGUUCUCAGGAAGGAGGAUUGUGUUAUUUGGAUUCCUGUGGCGGGUCGAUUUUUCUUGAAGUUCAGUACCGAGAAGGCUAACGCACUGCUGAAUGCUUCAAUUCUGUCAAACAUGGUGUGGUUGUAUGGCCAGUGCAAUGGUCCAUCUUGCAUGCUGAAUUUCCCUUUUGGUAAACUUGGAAGCCUAACGUUUUACUUUGGCGAAGAUAAUGCGGGCUCAGAAGAUGAUGCGGUUUUUCACAAAAGAUGAAGAGAAUGGUCUUACUAUCUCUGAGUUCUUAUUCAAAUCAGAUUUUAAUGUGAUUUUAAUGCAAAUUCUUUUUCUCCAUUUUCAAAAUAAUGUGAUUUGAUCACAAGUGUAAAUGAGCAAACAAAAGAUGAUGUGAGUUGUGAGAUACUUUGAUUUGUCUGUUGUACUUGGUAAAGUCUGAUCCUAUUCAUCAUAAUCCUUUGUAAACAAUGCAGCUUUACAUAAUGGUUAGAAUUUGGU
Molecule: messenger RNA, 1640 nt
Organism: Prunus dulcis (almond)
Lineage: Eukaryota; Viridiplantae; Streptophyta; Magnoliopsida; Rosales; Rosaceae
Exons: 4
Coding region: 579-1400 (273 amino acids)
Biological process (GO): leading strand elongation; mismatch repair; regulation of DNA replication
Cellular component (GO): PCNA complex
Molecular function (GO): DNA polymerase processivity factor activity; DNA binding
Source: RefSeq, a predicted model, not a curated record